Molecule: messenger RNA, 1364 nt
Organism: Dentiscutata erythropus
Lineage: Eukaryota; Fungi; Glomeromycota; Glomeromycetes; Diversisporales; Gigasporaceae
Source: the annotation of a GenBank genome assembly
UUUGAAUUGGUUGAAGAUUUUUUACCUCUUCAAGAUAAAUCCUAUAACGAGGAUUGGAUAAAAACCUGGUCAACGAAAUGGAUGAUUGAUAAAGAUGACCUACUUCGGUUAAGAAAUCAUUUUGGUGAAAAAAUUGCAUAUUAUUUUGCGUUCCUCCAAUUUUAUUUUACAUGGCUUAUUAUACCAUCAAUUGCCGGAUUAGUGACCCAUUUUUCUGGUGCUAAAUAUUCAAUACCAUUCAGCAUAUUCAUUACCCUUUGGUCAGUUAUCUUUGUCGAAUUCUGGCGUCGUAAAGAGUAUGAAUUGGCUGUCGAGUGGGGUGUUCGUCAUUUCUCACGUGUAGAAAGACGCAGACCUGAAUUUAGAGCUGAAUGCUUUAUUAAAAAUCCUAUUACUGGUGAAGAAGUUCCUUACUUUUCUCCAUGGAAAAGAUGGCUAAGGAGAGCCGUUGUGGCACCUGUAAUCCUCAUUUUUAGCUUAACUUUAUCAUUGUCUCUACUCUUUUACAUAAUGAUUGAGGUCAUCAUGUCUGAAUAUUACUCAGGACCGUUCAGAGAUCAAUUGAAAGUCGGUCCGGAAAGGCUCGUGCAUGAAUUAAAAUAUUUUAUUCUAACUGCUCAAAUAUUGAAUUUGUUCAUGGAACUCGUCUUGCCAUAUUUGUUUCGAUUUGGUUCAUUCAGUAUGAAAAGGAUUAAAAAUAAUGGUGCUACUAAAGAUGGUGGAAGAAAUGAAGAUGAAUCGGCUUUCUUAAAGAGAGUUAGGAAAGAAGUGAAGUUGCCAGUUUAUGAAAUCUAUACAGACUAUGCGGAAAUGAUAACUCAGUAUGGCUACGUUAGCUUGUUUUCUUCGAUUUGGCCAUUGACUCCAGUAUUCGCGUUUGUAAAUAACUGGGUCGAACUCCGUUCUGAUGCGAUAAAAUUAUGCGAACAUACAAGGAGACCAAUUCCCAAGAGAGCUGAUAGUAUUGGGCCAUGGCUUGAAAAUUUGGUGAUCCUUACAUGGUUUUCAUCAAUUACAAACCCAUCUCUUAUCUACUUAUACCAUCCGGAAACCCAUGCCUUUAAAUCUCCUUUUUCAGUGGUGUUUGUCAUUGCUCUUAUCUGGUUCACUGAACAUAUUUUCAACAUGAUUCAUUAUCUUAUAAAACAAAUGUUGGCAGCUUUACCAAAUGCAGCGAGUGAAAUUGUACAAAAAGAAGAGUAUGAAGUGAAAAAGAGAUUGUUAGAAAAAGCAGGAUUAGAAAAAAUAGGAAUAUCGUUAGAGACCUCAUCAAAUCUCGGACACGAAUAUGAAGAAUCAAUGAAGAAAAGGGAAGACAGUGAAUGGUUCUGGCAUUCGGACCACGUGGCUACUGUUGAAGAAGC